UGUGCUGAGUUCAGUCACCACGGUGAGGAUGAACUCGGUGGGGGGCCGUUAACGGGAUUGCUGGGGAAGCUCGUCUCUGUCAGCUGCCAAACAACUGAUCGCCCAAGCCCCACUAAAAAGUUGAAGUGCGCUGAGGAGCUCGAGCUCCCGGCAACUUCCACAGCGCUGACGAUAACAGCCGCCGGACCCAAUCGGGAGCUCGAUGAUUUACCUCACUUUCAAGGUUCCUUUUUCCUCCAACUUCCCAAACGUCGCAUCCCGAUUAUAGAGGAGGAUCCCUGCUAUCCUCAUACGUCUACAUCGACAACAAGAACCUCGCCGUUAGUCAACCAACUUAUUACGCACAAUCAAGAUGAAGGAAAUGGCAGGACAGGCCGGUGCCGGCAGCGAGGACAAGUGCCCCGUCGACCACAAGACGCGCGAGCUGUGGUUGCAACAAGCAAAGCAGGCAAAGGCCGCACAAGAGGCCGCGGCUGCGGCGGGCGGCUCGACGACACCAUCGCCAGAGAACGCCUUCACGACGCCAGUAGCACCAGCACCAGCAGCUGCAGUACAACAACAACCACCAACACCGCCUACUCAAUCCCAGAUCCCCCAGCCGGCGCAACAAACAGCAGUCCCCGCGGCGCUUCCCACCUCGCAACCAUCUUCCUCGUCGUGGUCCUCAUGGCUCCCCUUCACGUCCUCUUCUUCCGGCUCCUCCGCGCCGCCCUCCACACUAGCGCCUCCCCAGUCAUCACUCGGCGAACAUCGCGAAAUCUCCUCCAUCCCCCGCGCCGCCACCACCGGUCCUUCGGCCUGCCCCUCCAACGCCGAGCAAGAAACGGGAGCCGACACCGCCACCGGCAACUGGGUCUACCCCUCCGAGAAACAAUUCUACGAAGCCAUGAAGCGCAAAGGGCACGACGGCGCCAGCGCAGCCGACAUGAAGACGGUUGUCCCCAUCCACAACGCGGUCAACGAGCGGGCGUGGGCGGAGAUUCUGCGGUGGGAGAAGCCCUUUACCGGAGAAGGAUGUGGAUGCGCCGAGGGCCCCAAGCUGCAGAGCUUCAUGGGCGAGAGCAAGCGGAUGACGCCCAAGGCGAGGCUGAAUACGUUGUUGGGGUACACGGCGCCGUUUGAUAGGCAUGACUGGAUUGUUGAUCGCUGUGGCACGAGGGUGGAUUAUGUGAUUGACUUUUAUGCGGGGAGGAAUAAUGAUAAGGCGGGGGCGGGCAAGUUGAACUUUUAUUUGGAUGUGAGGCCGAAGUUGAAUACGUGGGAGGGAGUCAAGAUGAGGGCUUUGGGGCUUGUUGGGUUGAACUAGAGUGAAGCGAGGGGCAUAGAGAAGACGAUGGGAUGAUUGAAGUGGUCUAGAAAAUAGACUCGUGGGGUAUAUAGGGCAGAGAUCUUUCAAGACUCGAACAUGUAGGUUUCGCUGUAUUAUUAGUAGGGUUGGUUUAACAUUGCAUCUCACUCAUGUUUGGCAUAUAAACUUUUGUUCAAACGGUGCAUAUGGACAAGAC
Neurospora tetraspora is the source of this 1505-nucleotide messenger RNA. Its product is annotated as cytochrome c/c1 heme-lyase. The transcript has a single exon. The record is from RefSeq and is a predicted model, not a curated record. Lineage: Eukaryota; Fungi; Ascomycota; Sordariomycetes; Sordariales; Sordariaceae. Gene Ontology annotation, biological process: cytochrome c-heme linkage. Gene Ontology annotation, molecular function: holocytochrome-c synthase activity. Bases 353 to 1306 code for a protein of 317 amino acids. Gene Ontology annotation, cellular component: mitochondrion.